Molecule: messenger RNA, 6701 nt
Organism: Numida meleagris (helmeted guineafowl)
Lineage: Eukaryota; Metazoa; Chordata; Aves; Galliformes; Numididae
Product: transmembrane protein 182-like
Exons: 6
Coding region: 4888-5625 (245 amino acids)
Cellular component (GO): membrane
Source: RefSeq, a predicted model, not a curated record
UCCUCAGGAACUGGUGAGUCCUCAGUGUGAGCAUUAAUCUUGUGCAUUCUUGAGUCAGAUCAUGUUGUUCAAUCAGGCGGAGCAUCUUAGAGAGGGAACGUCCCCACCCGCACACGGGUCUUUUAAGGAAAACUUAUUACAGGUGCGUUAAAAGGAGUACAAAUAUUUGAAAAUUCGUUUAAGGCAUAAACAUUGAGAAAUAAAAUGGCUUAUGGAGAAGCCUGCCCAUUUUGAUCUCUGAUGUGUGUAACAUGCAAACUCUUGCACAAAGAGCAGUGCUGGAAGGGGAGAGGGGACGGUCACUGACCUGGGGUCACUCCUCUUGCACGUUGCUGCAGCACAGCUGCUGGGGCUGCAACAUCUGCUCCAGAGCAGGCACCAACCAGUGCAAAGCUUGGUGCCUGCACAGCAAGCAGGACUGCAAAGGCUCUAAGAGGGUUUUUGCUGCCAUUUCCGAGACUUACAGUGUUGGAGGCAGCUUGAAUUAGUGUCCUAAUAAUUAGAGAAAGGGGUCGUCCCUAUCCCUCUGCUGUUGGAAAAGGCACAAUCCCUGCUGCAGAGUAGGUGCAGAGCUGCAAGGAUAGCACCUGAGGAUGAGAGACACUUCUGCAUUUGGGUCACUUUGUCCGAAGCUGAAGGUAAGUGUCCAAGCCUUUGAAUUCUUAUCCUUAGCCAAACCCAAAAGGCUCAGGUUUGGCACUGCAAACAUUGGUGUUUUUUUUUCUCUUCCUCUUCCUCUGCAAUGAAUUCAAGAGCAUUUUUAAGUUGUGCUGGGGGAGGUUCAGGUUGGAUAUCAGGAAAAAUUCCUUCUCUGAAAGAGCAGUGAGGCACUGGCACUGGCUGCCCAGGGAGGUGGGGGAGUCACUGUCCCUGGAGGUGUUCAAGUACUAUGAGGAUGUGGCACUGAGGGACGUGCUUAGAGGGCGUGGUGGGGAUGGGCUAAUGGUUGGACUAGAUGAUCUUUUCCAACUUUAAUGAUUCUAUGAUUUAAUCUGAACAAUUCUUUCUGAAUUAAGAAUAAAAGAAAUUAUAGGAAUUUGCAUACUUCCCUCCAUGAUAUUUUUGGACCUUGGGUGCUAAUCUCCUGUGUGCAUGAAUGCUCCCUUAGGAGAUCACUGCCUGGUACCCUGCAGCAUUCAUUCAAAGUUAAAGGCACAAAAUUGUAUGUGUUUGCUUUACAAAGAUGUAAGGGUCUCAUUUUUAUUUGGAUAAACUCCUGUACAAUGUCUCAGAAUAAACUGAAUAAUUUUUAAUUGAAGGCUACUCCUCACUGCCCAACACUGUAAAUUCAUCUCCUUGCAAAUGAAAAUCAGCCUUACGUUAGUAUUUUGUGCAUGCAUAUGGAUAUAUGUUCAUAUUUACUGAUUUUUGUAUAAUUCUAUUGUCAUCUUCAACUAUAGUUUUGUUUCGUUUGUUUGUUUUUCUGUACAAAAAGUGGCCUGGUUGUUGGGUAAGAAAUUGCACACAAGGAGAGGAGCACAAUGCUGCACUUGGUCCUUGACUACCUCAGGUUGGAAUUCCCCUUGCCCACCUGCAGUCCGCAAGGCUUAACAUUUUUGAUUAAAUUCAGCACAGUAAAUAGUUACAGAUUUAGCAAGAUGGGGCCUUUGUAGUCUGUGGUUAUAGAGCAAAAAUGAAAAGAAACCGAGUUUCUCGACAAAGACUUUUAAAUCAAGUUUUUAAACCAAGGAUAGAAACUUUGUGAAUCUCCCAUCCAUUUCUUUUUCCUAAACUGUUUUCACCCCCCCCCCCCCCUCCGGAAUAUCUGGACAAAUGUCUGUAUAGUUUUGUCUUGUACAGCAUCCAUUGUGCUUCCAAGCCUUGGGUACUUAGAUAACGAUCUCUUUUCACUUGAGUUUCCCAUCAUAUAAAAUGAGUUCUCUGCAAUACUGUUAUGGGUUACCAAGGCCCUUAUCGGUUGGUGGCUGCUUUGGCACGUCUAGAUUUCUUUGUAAUGCUGUAGUAAGUGAUAAAAAUGGUCUGAAAAAGCAGGCUGCUUCCAGAAAAUGGGGUCUUUGCAGAACCCAAAUUUUCUCUGAUGGUGAAAAAAUGGACAACCAGGCAUAGGCCUGAUCCUGUAUGGAUCCCAUUAACCCGCUGAUCUCUCCCAGUGCUGCUCUGCAGUGCUGGGACGUUAAAUGCCUCACCGCUAGAUGAACAAUUUGCUUGAUCUGCAGAGAAGACAAUAUUCUGCGCAGUACAUACUUUCCCAGUGAGUCACUCUGCCCCAAAUUUAACCUCCUAGAUGCUAUGGAUUUUUUAAAAAAGUUUCUUUACAAAAUAUAAUAGCACAGCCAUAGCUUUCAUGAAGUAUUUUCCAGCUGCUUAGUGGCCAAGCCUUCUGCCUAGUGUGUAUUUCAGCCUAGCAUACAUUUGAUAAUCUGUGCCAGUAUCCAGUGUUGGUGGUCUUAAAAUUCAACAACUGAGUGGAAAACUGUUAAAUGCGUGGGCCUCAGAGCAUGCCUAAUUAAUUCUUUGCAGGGUUUUACUCCUUUAAAAAGUGUUUAAAACAUGGAUUCGCUGUAUCAUUGAAUAUCGCAUGCUUCUGUGGAAAUAAAUUGCAUCAGCUUGAUUCCUUUGCUAGUUCAGAGAGUUAUGGCUCUGCACUCACUUGGGAAGUUUGCAGGAGUCUUUUGAAAGUUCGGGUUAAAACAUGCAAAAGUUGCUAAUGAUGUGGAGUAGUUCAAUGACAAAGUGAGAGCCCAAACUGGCACCUGGGCACAGAGAUCAGCCACGCUCAGAAGCGAGCUGUAAAUCUGCCUCGCUCUCACCCCUCCAGAAGGAAUUUGCAUUCAGCAUGUGGGCUUUUUUUUUUUUUUUUUUUUUACUUUGAAAAAUCAGAAAAUCAUGCUUGUGUUUAUUUUAUUUCAUGACUGCUUAAGGUGAUUAUAACAGCUUAAUCCUGGAAAGCGCUGGCGACUCCUAAAAAGCAGAGGUGAGGAGCACGUGCAUGGGGUUGAGCCAAGGAGAAAGGAGCUCACUGGAGAGGCGCUCUGACCUUGCAAACUCCACAGCCGAAGAAUUUGGAAGAUGUUUGGCUGGGCACAGAGCAGCCCAUCAGGAGCCAGGGCCGGGCACAGUGAUGCUCUGCUGCAGCCAUGCAGCGUUUUGCUGCCAAUGGGACUGAGAAUUGCGCAGGAUGCCUUCCAAAUGGCAAACCACACUAACGUGCAAAUAUGCAUUAGCAUAAACGCAGCACUGCCAAAUACAGCUAACUAAAAAGCACACACCUAAACAUGGAUGUGUGCAUUAACCCCCCUCCCCUUUUUUUUUUUUGAAUACACAAGUGCCCACUUUGCAUUGUAAUUUAAUGUGGUUGCACUGAGAUCUGUGAGUCCUCACUGCUGGUAUGUGAGGCUGUGCUUUCACGGGGCACCCCCAGGCAGAACAUCCCCACUUCUGGGCUCAGCUCUGAGCUGUGCAACACAAAUAUACAGGGUAACCGAUUUUCUUGGCUGCUCCAGACAGGUUUCGCAAGUAUUCCAUGUUUGUUAAAUGGAAACCGAUUGAAAUUGCAUUUAUUGGAGAUUAAUUAGGUGAUAGAUAUAUUGCACUUUGUAUUUAAUUAACUGUUUUGUGUUCAAUAGAAGGAGAUCACUUUGCUGCGGUAGUUGUUGUGUACCAUUAACCCACUAUGACAGUGAGGAAGAAAGACCUGCUGUAUUAUUUAAGAGCCACCCCAGCCUGCAAUAUUUAAGAAAGAACAGUACAGAAGGUACAGUCGAUUAUUGUAAUUUAAAGUCCAUUAUACUCAGGUUCAUCAGUCCGUGUGCAACGGCAGUUGCUUGGAAGUGUGGUCAGAAUUUCACCUGACUCUCUCCAGUUCCCUCAGCAGCGGGCAGCUUCUCUGCUAUACCCAUAUGUGCCCAGCUGCCUUCAUUACACUGAUUUAGAAAUUAAUUUGGCAAUUUGGUUGAGGAGGUCAGCACUUUCCUCUAUCCUCCUUUUAGAUCGGGUCAUGACUUAGGCUAAGGUUUGAAAAUUGGCACUUGAAUUUUCACUGUAGUUUAAAUUUCCUCCCCUAGACUGCUGGCAUGCCACAGUAAUAUAGUUAUUGCCCUACAGAAAUUGCAGUUUUCCUGGUCUGGCAUCCUGUUGCUGGCAGUGAUCUGCAGCAGAUGCUCCAGCAGCAGACGAAAGCAUUAGGAACCGAAUGGCAACAGAAUUCUGCACAGUAUAGUCCUCAUGCCCGGUGAGAUACUGGAAGGGGACUGAGUGCCAUAUAUCGCCUGCUUCUGUGCGGCAGCAGGGAGAUCCCCGUGCUCCAGGUGUGUAGGAAGGAUGUGCAGAUGCAGACAUCUGAGCUCCGUGCUCCGCGCCUUGCUGGAUGCAGACAUGCUGAUGUAAUCACGUGUGUGUGGGAUGAUCGCGUCACUCCGAGAGCACCGAGGUUUUGAUGGUCACUGAUAUUUUAAUGCCGUCCCUUGGACCCCUGCAGUUUGUGUCUGCGUACUUCUACAUGGUGCUUUGGCAGACACAAGUGAAGAUACCGCAGGGCCCUGGGCUCCGGAAUGGUGAUAUCUGCGGGCUCAGGUUUGCUCGUCCCACACACAGCAGGCUUUAAGCUCUCUGGUUCACCGGGCUCUGCACGAGUGCUCAUGACCUAUGCUCACUGCUCACCGUGCUGAAGUGAGCAGCCAUGUGUUUUUUUGGAAGCUGUCCUGCUCUGUCUCAACAGCUAUUUGUCAUGUUCCCUUAAUGCCACAGCUGUUUGGCUACGCCAGGUCAUCUGCUUUUAUUAGUCCCUUUCCCGCCACCCCCUGAAACUCACACCAGCUGCCCGAAGAUCCCGAUCUGCAUCCCAGAAUAGCACUUCUCUCCCUUCCCUUCCCUCAGUGACUGGGGAGCUCCAGUGUUUUCCCCCUUUUCCCCAAAUUCUGCUGGGCCAUGAAGGCUGGUGUCGCCGCGCUAACCGCAGGCAUCCUGGGCAGCACAGCCGUGCUGCUCUUCCUGCUCGCCUUUGGGACGGACUACUGGCUGCUGGCUGCGGACGUGUGUGGGGUCACUGGGGAUGGGAACAGCACGCACCACGCCGGAGAGGCAGACACGCUGGCAGAGGCUGGGACACAGAUCCUCACUUUCCAUCACGAGGGCUUCUUCUGGCGGUGCUGGUUCUUUGGUGAGGGCCAGUCUGCGACCAUCUGGACCUUCUGGUACACCAGCCAAGCGCACCCCAAGCACUGCAUGCAUGGCUACCUGUUCCCCAUGCCCAUCGUCCUGGGGCCUUUCCCACAUCCCUCCUAUGACACGACCGCAGUGUACAGAGGCUUCUGGACGGCGUUCAUCAUACUGGCCGUGGCUGCUGGCCUGGUGGGAGGACUGCUGCUGGUGUGCGGUGUGCCCUUUGUCAGCGCCAGGUCCUACAAAGUGGGCGGCGGGUUCCUGAUAGCCUCAGGAAGUUUAUUUCUCCUGCUCAUUUUCCUCUUUGUGCUGUGGAAGGAGUUUGUGGCCGAUUUCCAAAAGUACAUCCUCCUGGAGAGGAGCGAGGUGUGCCUGCAGGAGACUCCUGUACACGUGUUCUAUGGCUGGUCCUUCUUCCUUGCUGCCGCUGGCGUGCCUCUGUCGCUGCUCUCUGGGCUCAUCUUCUUCCUGAUUGGCAGAGAAAUGACAGAGUCCCUUGAGUAAGAAAAGGUGCUGAGAAACCCUUGGAGAAAAUUGUUGAUGCUCCUUCUCAUGGAACUUACACAAGUUUUGAAGAUUAUGUCAUUUUUGUAGCUAUAACUGUUGGCGUAGGUGCAUGAUUAAAGUCAGUGCUGUGUGGAGGCAGGGGUGGAGCUCUGAGUCCUGUUGGCAUCUCUCUGGACUGUGCAGCAGUUUGAGAUUGGAGGACCAGCCUUCACUGUGCCAGGCAGCCACCAUGGCUUGCUGCUACCAGCGCGGCCCCAUCCGUGUUCAGCAGCACUGGAGGUUCCCAGCACCCUUGUUUCCUGCAAGAGGUAACUGAAUGUGGCUGUGAGGGUGUACGCUCUGAUGUCUUUUUCCAAAAAGCAAUUAAGGAUGAUUUUUUUUUUUAGCUAGCUCUAAUUGACGUCAAAGGACAACUGUUUUAAUGAAAUGUCAGGAAACGUGAGAGUUUUUUCAUUAAAAGCCCCAAUUCUGAAGAUACAAAUGUACCUGGGCCUAACCUAACUGGUAAUAAUGACUAAACCAAUGUCUAUGGUAUGCAACAUGAGUUGUAUUAAUCAGUAUUUCUUUAAAGCACCGUGCUACUAUGCAUUUAAUGUUUUCCCCGGACAGAGAGUUGUGGAAAUUUGCAAUCCAAAACUGAAAAUUGGAGCUGGGGGAAAGAAAACGGGAACAAUGAUACUAUGCUUUUUUUUGUUUGUUUUUAUGGUAGAACCUGUCAGCCAGCUCAGCAUGGGACCCUGUUGUAUUCCACUCAGCAAAAGGGCCAGCUCUGAAAAGACUCAUUAUAUGCAAUUUAUAUAUUUUUUAAUUCUUGCAAUUGCUCAAGUGUACACUGUCUGACAGGUUAAAGUGGUCCCACUAAGAGUAAUGCAUGCUAAUGCUAUACAAAAUGAUCUAAAUUCAGGAGGUGAUGUCAUUUAUCCUGUGUACGUGAAGGUUUGUAGACACUUGAGAAAUGACAAAGAGUUGAUCUUGUGUUUUUCAGUCAGGAUCUUGCUACUUUGAAGUAGUUUGUUGGGCCCUUGCUUGCUGAAUUAAUCUGCAUAAAUUUUAAAUUAAACUUACUAAAAAUA